AUGACCUUCUCUUUCCCAGCUAUUUCUCACAUAAUCAUCAUGACAGCAGAGUUCCUCAUAGGGACUGCCGGGAACGGAUUCCUUAUCACUGUGAAUGGCUAUGACUUGGUCAAGAGCAGAAAGCUCCUGGUACUGCAGAGCCUCUUGGUGUGCACAGGCCUGUCCAGACUUGGGCUGCUGCUGAUGCUCAUGACUCAGAGUUUCUUCUCUGUGUUCUUUCCAUAUGCUUAUGAGGAAAACAUUUAUGGUGCAAAGGUAAUGUUUGUCUGGAUGUUCUUCAGUUCAAUUGGCCUCUGGUUUGCUACCUGUCUUUCUGUCUUUUACUGCCUGAAGAUUUCAGGCUUCACUCAGGCCUGGUUUCUUUGGCUGAAAUUCAGGAUUUCAAAGCUUAUAUUUUGGCUGCUUCUGGGCAGCUUCCUGGCCUCUUUGGGUACUGCAACAGUUUGUAUGGAGGUAGGCUUCCCUUUAACUGAGGAUGGGUAUGUCCUGGAAGAAACAAAGCUAAAUAUUAGCUAUGGCAACUUAGUGAAAGACAAUGACUUGCUCCUUGUAAACCUGGUCUUACUUCUUCCCCUUUCUGUGUUCGUGAUGUGUGCAUCUAUGUUAUCCAUCUCUCUUUACAAGCAUAUGCACCGGCUAAAAAGCAGAACCCAGAAGCUGUCAAAUUUCCAAGCAGAAGCCCACAUAAAUGCAUUAAAAACAGUGACCACGUUCUUCUGUUUCUUUGUUUCUUACUUUGCUGCCUUCAUGGCAAACAUGACAUUUAGAAUUCCCUACAGAAGUCAUCAAUUCUUUGUCGUGAAGGAAGUCAUGGCGGCAUAUCCUGCCGGCCAUUCAGUCAUAAUCAUCUUAAGUAAUUCUAAGUUCAAAGACCUAUUCAGGAGAAUGAUCUGCCUGAAGAAGAAAGAGUGA
Molecule: messenger RNA, 912 nt
Organism: Psammomys obesus (fat sand rat)
Lineage: Eukaryota; Metazoa; Chordata; Mammalia; Rodentia; Muridae
Product: taste receptor type 2 member 3-like
Exons: 1
Coding region: 1-912 (303 amino acids)
Biological process (GO): sensory perception of taste; G protein-coupled receptor signaling pathway; detection of chemical stimulus involved in sensory perception of bitter taste
Cellular component (GO): membrane
Molecular function (GO): bitter taste receptor activity; G protein-coupled receptor activity
Source: RefSeq, a predicted model, not a curated record